This is a messenger RNA of Ectocarpus siliculosus, 411 nucleotides long. NCBI's taxonomy places the organism in Eukaryota, Phaeophyceae, Ectocarpales, Ectocarpaceae. The record is from the annotation of a GenBank genome assembly.
AUGGAGGUGGCCGCAGACGCUCGGGCAAAAGGGAACUUCCCCAAGGUCAGUCCUGAGAGAGCGAACGUCACAGAAGCGCAGGAAUAUCUGCUACGAGUUCUCAGGACCAACCCCAACAACAAGCAGGCGUGGGAAGAGCUUGGCCAGUGCUACCUGGAGACGGGGAGCCUGGAGAACUCGCUGGAGGCCUACCGACGAGCGGUAGCACUCACCAAAGGCAGCGAUGAAGACAGCGCCUCAGGCAAAAAAAAUUGGCCCUUUCGAGGGGGGCAAAAAAGGGAGAACCGAGGGAAAAGCACCCAACCCCGGCUUCCCGGGCAAGGUUCCUUUUUGUACAGGGGGAAAAAUCGCCCGGCUCAGGGGGUUGUUUUUUUCCCCCUUUUUUUCUCCCUUUAUUUCCGGGGGGGGUAG